AUGUCGACGUUAAUUACCAUAAGGGACUAUAACGAUCUGAAUCAAUUACAACAUGCCAGUUUCAAACGUGAAUGGUGGAAUAAUAUGACACAAACACAAAAAGAAAAUCAAGAUGUUCCAAAAUAUCUAAAUACACCCGAUAAUAGAAAGAAUUUACAUACAAUAGUAUAUUAUACUUCGACAAUUGUUUUCAUAAGUUUAAGCGGAUGCUUUUAUGUAUUUUAUAGAACAUAUAAGCAAUGGAAGUUUAAUAAAUUAAGAAAAAAAUCAUUAAACAUGAUUCACAAGUUGCCGUUUUACACCGCCUGUACAGAUCUUCUUUUAAAUAUGAUUCUUUUCACAAAUAACAUACACCCAAUGAUCUACGGGUAUGCAUGGAAAGGAGCGGCUUGUGCUGUGAUUAGCAAUGUUAAUUGGUUCUUUGUUUCAAUUAAUUUGUCGUUAUACGGGACCAUAGCAAUUUUAACAUAUCUUCGAAUUUGCCGUGGAAUGUUCUUUAAUUAUGGUAAAGGCGAUUAUAAACUUUGGUCGUUGGUCUUGUUUUUAUCGGUAAUAUUUCAGAUAUUGAACUACAAAAAUCAUGGACCACGUAAAUAUUGGUGUACUGGGAGAUCAGGACAAAUAAUUUCCACCAUCAUAUUAUUUGUAUUGAUAUCUCUUACGUUAGUGAUCAUAUUAGUUUGUUACGCCAGCAUAUUAAAAGAAGUAAUGAACGUUCGAACUUCUUGUUACACCGUGUCAACAUCAACAUCAUCAGAAAAUCUUGAUGACAAUAAUGUUGAAAGUAUCAUUUUAAAAAAUCGUAUUGAAAUUGAAAAAAGAGCUUCUCAAAAAAUCAUGACAGCUAUGGGAAAGUCAAUGGGAGGAAUUGGCAAUGCAAUUCAAUACAUGAUAAAUGAAGGAAUUGUUGUUAGUGCAUCAACAGGACUCGAAACCCCAAUUAUCGAAUGUUUAGGAAUCACAAAUGAGAAUAAUACUGAUGAUGAUGUAACUGAAAUAAGCAAAGUUAAGGAUACCUAUGAUACAAAUAAUAUGGAUAAGAACGAAGAUAGCAAUAUCAUAUUAAAUAAUGAAAGUCAAAGUAACAAUAAGAUAAAUUUUAAAGAUGAUAUUAAUAAUUCACCCGAAUAG
This is a messenger RNA of Funneliformis mosseae, 1131 nucleotides long. The record is from the annotation of a GenBank genome assembly. NCBI's taxonomy places the organism in Eukaryota, Fungi, Glomeromycota, Glomeromycetes, Glomerales, Glomeraceae.